AAAAAGGUGAACGACAAACUACAAGAAAUGCGCGAAAGCGGUAUUAUCGAAAGAGCUGAUGGCGCAACUACAUGGCUUUCUCCACUAAUUGCCAUCCCGAAAAAACCCGGUGAUGUCCGACUCGUCCUGGACAUGCGUGUGCCCAACAUCGCCCUCCUAAGACGUCGAGUCCAAAUACCCACUGUGGAUGAAAUCUUACGCCAGAUGGAAGGUGCCAAAUUCUUUACCGAAGUAGACCUAUCUCCAACUUUCCCUUUCCGAAGAAUUACG
Molecule: messenger RNA, 270 nt
Organism: Paramuricea clavata
Lineage: Eukaryota; Metazoa; Cnidaria; Anthozoa; Malacalcyonacea; Plexauridae
Source: the annotation of a GenBank genome assembly